Salvelinus namaycush (lake trout) is the source of this 5629-nucleotide messenger RNA. Its product is annotated as protein kinase C beta type. Bases 172 to 1626 code for a protein of 484 amino acids. Gene Ontology annotation, molecular function: protein serine/threonine kinase activity; ATP binding. The record is from RefSeq and is a predicted model, not a curated record. Gene Ontology annotation, biological process: protein phosphorylation. NCBI's taxonomy places the organism in Eukaryota, Metazoa, Chordata, Actinopteri, Salmoniformes, Salmonidae. The transcript has 12 exons.
CACCCUCUCAAAGCAGCAAUACGGUAGACAGUUCAUUUAAUUUGAACUACAGUUUGACAAUUUGUCUUCCUCCUCCCCCCUCUCCCUCCUUUCCUCCCUCCUCCCCCUCUGCCUACUCUCUUCCCCUCACUUCUCCACUCUCCAGUCCAGGAGGCUUGUAACCUGGUCCCCAUGGACCCUAACGGUCUGUCUGACCCCUACGUGAAGCUCAAACUCAUCCCCGACCCCAAGAGUGACACCAAGCAGAAGACCAAGACCAUCAAGUGUAACCUGAACCCCACCUGGAAUGAGACCUUCACAUUUCCUCUGAAGGACUCUGAUAAGGACCGGCGUCUGUCGGUGGAGAUCUGGGACUGGGAUCUGACCAGCAGGAACGACUUCAUGGGAGCGCUCUCAUUCGGCAUCUCAGAGCUCCAGAAACAAGGAGUGGACGGAUGGUUUAAACUGUUGUCCCAGGAGGAGGGAGAGUACUUUAAUGUUCCUGUCCAACCAGACGGAGAAGAAGGCAACGAGGAACUACGACAAAAGUUUGAGAGGGCUAAGAUCGGUCCUGGUAAGAACACAGAUGGCUCCUCCUCUAACUCCACCUCUAAGUACGAUAGCAACGGUAACCAGGACCGCGUCAAACUGACAGACUUCAACUUCAUUAUGGUGUUGGGCAAGGGCAGCUUCGGGAAGGUGAUGUUAGCAGAGCGUAAAGGAGCAGACGAGCUGUACGCCGUAAAGAUCCUGAAGAAGGAUGUUGUGAUUCAGGAUGAUGAUGUGGAGUGUACCAUGGUGGAGAAGAGAGUCCUGGCCCUGUCUGGGAAACCUCCCUUCCUCACACAGCUCCACUCCUGCUUCCAGACCAUGGACAGGUUAUAUUUUGUGAUGGAGUAUAUCAACGGAGGAGACCUCAUGUAUCAGAUCCAGCAGGUCGGCAAGUUCAAGGAACCCCACGCUGUUUUCUAUGCUGCAGAGAUCUCCAUCGGCCUCCUCUUCCUCCAUUCCAAAGGCAUCGUUUACCGGGAUCUGAAGCUGGACAACGUGAUGCUGGAUGCAGAGGGACACAUUAAGAUAGCUGACUUUGGGAUGUGUAAAGAGAACAUGUUAGACGGUGUCACCACCAAGACCUUCUGUGGGACCCCAGACUACAUCGCUCCUGAGAUCAUAGCUUACCAGCCCUAUGGGAAGUCCGUGGACUGGUGGGCCUUUGGAGUUCUGCUCUACGAGAUGCUGGCUGGACAGCCUCCGUUCGAUGGUGAGGAUGAGGAUGAGUUGUUUCAGUCCAUCAUGGAGCACCACGUCUCCUACCCCAAGUCCAUGUCCAAGGAGGCUGUCGCCAUCUGCAAAGGGUUGAUGACUAAGCACCCAGGGAAACGUCUGGGCUGUGGUCCGGAGGGGGAGAGGGAUAUAAAGGAACAUGCCUUCUUCCGUUACAUGGACUGGGACAAACUGGAGAACAAGGAAGUCCAGCCGCCCUUCAAACCCAAAGCUUGUGGUCGCGACGCAGAGAACUUUGACCGUUUCUUUACACGCCACCCCCCCGUCUUGACCCCCCCUGACCAGGAGGUCAUCAUGAACCUGGACCAGGAAGAGUUCCAGGGAUUCUCAUUUGUUAACCCAGAGUACCCCGACAUGGACUGACCAAUCACAGCGCUGCAUUAGCUCCAUGAUCCUGCCCCCUUCUUCCAGAUCUCAUUUCAUUACCAGGAUAUGGUUUAGGACCAAGGGUGUGUCCCAAUCACCUCUCCUCCCUCUUGAGCGUGCACUUGUCCACUACUCCCGAGUGGCGCGGCGGUCUAAGGCACUGCAUCUCAGUUCAAGAAGCGUCACUACAGACCCUGGUUCAAAUCCAGGCUGUAUCACAUGAUCGGGAGUCCUAAUAGGGCGGGGCACGAUUGGCCCAGUGUCGUCCAGUUUUGGCCGGGGGUUUGACCGUCAUUAUAAAUAAGAAUUUGUUCUUAACUGACUUGCCUAGUCAAAUGAAGGUUAAAUACAUUUUUUUUAAAUAAACACAAAUGUAAAAACAUUGUAAUGGUGUAAAGCUGGAGUAGAGCUUCCAUUUUACCACUAAUUUCCUUUCAAGUGAACAAGUGCAUACUUUGGGAGAGAAGGGGAGAGAAUUGGGACAUAGCCUAGUCCCUACUACCCAUAUCUACUGUUCAAACCCUAACCUAAACACAGAUCUAGGAUCAGAUUCCCCCCAAUGCCCCAGUCUGAACCAUUAUGGAGAUCUGACCUCUGAUCAGCGGUUAAAGACAACUUCUACUCAACAGAACAGAAGGACCCAAUGUGUCUAUGAAAUCCUAUAAAUGCUGAAUCCAAUCGAUUUUAACUCAUCGAUAAUAAAAUCAAUCAGUUACAUUCCACCAUCAACCAAUCAAAUGACCUCCCACUGUUCUGGGACCAAUAUUGACCGACUGAUCGAACUGAUCGACUUUCUACUAUUAAUGAUCAAUCAGGGUAUUGUUUUUGUAUUGAUUAGGGAUUUACUGUCAGAAUUGUUAUGACGUGUUAGCAUGUUAGCAUGUUAGCAUCAUGUUAUUACAGGGAGGGAGGCUGAAUAUACGUAGCCUCCUUGGUACUGUCACCACCACCACCUCACACACCAUGUUACGUUACUGUAAAACUGUGCCAAAGCAGGGUCAGAGUUCAGGGUCCAGUGUCCUCCGUUACCAGGGAGACACACUGCAGCCAUUUUGUGCCACAGAGCCCAACAACCACACCUCAGAAUAGUAUUCACUGCAACUGGAAACGCACAGACACACUGCAGCCAUUUUGUGCCACAGAGCCCAAUAACCACACCUCAGAAUAGCAGUCACUGCAACUGGAAACACACAGACACACCAGGGUUCAUCUCCAGUAGUCUGUCAACCCGGUCCAACCACCCAUCUCUAGAUAUCGCUCUGAGACCAGGGCCCAUUCCCUCUAUAGUGACCUGCUAUUGACCAGAGAGGGCCCAUUCCCUCUAUAGUGACCUGCUAUUGACCAGAGAGGGCCCAUUCCCUCUAUAGUGACCUGCUAUUGACCAGAGAGGGCCCAUUCCCUCUAUAGUGACCUGCUAUUGACCAGAGAGGGCCCAUUCCCUCUAUAGUGACCUGUUAUCGGUCAGGUCCCUGGGCCAUUCCCUCUAUAGUGACCUGCUAUUGACCAGAGAGGGCCCAUUCCCUCCAUAGUGACCUGUUAUCGAUCAGGUCCCUGGCCCAUUCCCUCUAUAGUGACCUGUUAUCGAUCAGGUCCCUGGCCCAUUCCCUCUAUAGUGACCUGUUAUCGAUCAGGUCCCUGGCCCAUUCCCUCUAUAGUGACCUGUUAUUGACCAGAGAGGGCCCAUUCCCUCCAUAGUGACCUGUUAUCGAUCAGGUCCCUGGCCCAUUCCCUCUAUAGUGACCUGUUAUCGACCAGGUCCCUGGCCCAUUCCCUCUAUAGUGACCUGUUAUCGAUCAGGUCCCUGGCCCAUUCCCUCUAUAGUGACCUGCUAUUGACCAGAGAGGGCCCAUUCCCUCUAUAGUGACCUGCUAUUGACCAGAGAGGGCCCAUUCCCUCUAUAGUGACCUGCUAUUGACCAGAGAGGGCCCAUUCCCUCUAUAGUGACCUGCUAUUGACCAGAGAGGGCCCAUUCCCUCUAUAGAGACCUGCUAUUGACCAGAGAGGGCCCAUUCCCUCCAUAGUGACCUGUUAUCGAUCAGGUCCCUGGCCCAUUCCCUCUAUAGUGACCUGCUAUUGACCAGAGAGGGCCCAUUCCCUCCAUAGUGACCUGUUAUCGAUCAGGUCCCUGGCCCAUUCCCUCUAUAGAGACCUGCUAUUGACCAGAGAGGGCCCAUUCCCUCUAUAGUGACCUGUUAUCGAUCAGGUCCCUGGCCCAUUCCCUCUAUAGAGACCUGCUAUUGACCAGAGAGGGCCCAUUCCCUCCAUAGUGACCUGUUAUCGAUCAGGUCCCUGGCCCAUUCCCUCUAUAGAGACCUGCUAUUGACCAGAGAGGGCCCAUUCCUUCUAUAGUGACCUGUUAUCGAUCAGGUCCCUGACCCAUUCCCUCUAUAGAGACCUGCUAUUGACCAGAGAGGGCCCAUUCCCUCUAUAGUGACCUGCUAUUGACCAGAGAGGGCCCAUUCCCUCUAUGGUGACCUGCUAUUGACCAGAGAGGGCCCAUUCCCUCUAUAGUGACCUGCUAUUGACCAGAGAGGGCCCAUUCCCUCUAUAGUGACCUGCUAUUGACCAGAGAGGGCCCAUUCCCUCUAUAGUGACCUGCUAUUGACCAGAGAGGGCCCAUUCCCUCUAUAGUGACCUGUUAUCGAUCAGGUCCCUGGCCCAUUCCCUCUAUAGAGACCUGCUAUUGACCAGAGAGGGCCCAUUCCCUCCAUAGUGACCUGUUAUCGAUCAGGUCCCUGGCCCAUUCCCUCUAUAGAGACCUGCUAUUGACCAGAGAGGGCCCAUUCCCUCCAUAGUGACCUGUUAUCGAUCAGGUCCCUGGCCCAUUCCCUCUAUAGAGACCUGCUAUUGACCAGAGAGGGCCCAUUCCUUCUAUAGUGACCUGUUAUCGAUCAGGUCCCUGGCCCAUUCCCUCUAUAGAGACCUGCUAUUGACCAGAGAGGGCCCAUUCCCUCUAUAGUGACCUGCUAUUGACCAGAGAGGGCCCAUUCCCUCUAUAGUGACCUGCUAUUGACCAGAGAGGGCCCAUUCCCUCUAUAGUGACCUGCUAUUGACCAGAGAGGGCCCAUUCCCUCUAUAGUGACCUGCUAUUGACCAGAGAGGGCCCAUUCCCUCUAUAGUGACCUGCUAUUGACCAGAGAGGGCCCAUUCCCUCUAUAGUGACCUGUUAUCGAUCAGGUCCCUGGCCCAGUAGAAAGUAGUGCACUGCAUUAUCUGACCACUGCCAAACAGGGAUGUUAUAGUUGAUACUUAACCAGGGGAGUUAGUUAGUACUGGUUUAGUUAACCAUGGUGUUAGUUAGUACUAGUUUAGUUAACUAGGGGGUUAGUUAGUUAGUACUUGGUUAGUUAACCAGGGGGGUUAGUUAGUACUAGGUUAGUUAACUGGUUAUUAGUACCGGGGGGGUGGGCGGUGUUCUGUAACUGUUUAAAGAGAGAUCUGAUUAUAUUACCAGUUAAAUGUGUCAAACCUGGAAAAUACUGGAACAUUUCUUUUCUUGUGUCAAGAGUGACUGGGUAUGAUGAGGAGGAUUACAAUGAUGAUGAGGAUGAUAACAAUGAGAAUGAGGAUGGUAAAUGAGGAUAAUGAGGAUGUUGAUGAUAAUGAUAAUGAUAAUGAUGAUGAUAAUGAGGAUGGUAAUGAGGAUGAUGUUGAUAAUGAUGAGGAUGAUAAUGAUGAUGAUCAUGAGGAUGGUAAUGAGGAUGAUGAUGAUGUUGAUAAUGAGGAUGAUGAUGGCUGAAUCUUGUUUUGUGUGUCCGCUGAGCUAAAGGCUAUAGGCCUCAUCUGAUCUUGUUUUGUGUGUCCGCUGAGCUAAAGGCUAUAGGCCUUAUCUGAUCUUGGGGAGUUAACUCAAGUGUCUACUGUCUUACAGGAAACUUACAGAGAUGUGUAACGAUGUAGGGAGAGGGGGUGUGUCGUUGAUCUUGUGUAAGUGUAAAUCUGUCUUCUGAUUGGAUAAUAUAAUAUAACUCAACUCACCUCCUGGUGCCUAACGUCUCAA